Heterobilharzia americana is the source of this 2377-nucleotide messenger RNA. Lineage: Eukaryota; Metazoa; Platyhelminthes; Trematoda; Strigeidida; Schistosomatidae. The record is from the annotation of a GenBank genome assembly.
AUUCAUUCAUUCAUUCAUCAUAAGUUUAACAAUUGUUUACAUAGAAAUGCUUAUCAAGUGAAAUGACUUCAUAAUGAUAAUGUUUUUCCCUUUAUUUCUAGGAAAGAAAUAUUUUUUUAAAUUAAAUAUAACAGAAUAAGCAUAAUGAUCUUACUAAUCAAUAGCAAUAAUACAGAGUUCCACCCAAAAGUUCAUCAUUCAUUGACUACAUUAUAUAGCAUUGCACCGAUAAUAAUUUUAAUCAUUGGAAUACCUGGCAAUUUAUUGUCCAUGGUAAUAUGGUUAAGACGUAUAUCAAUGACAGUGGGAUCAACAAGCCUAUUAAUCGGUAUUAUGUGUAUGACAGAUACAUAUGUAAUAGCUCAUGGUUGUUUAAGACAAUGGAUAAUUGGCAUAACAGAUGAAAAAGUGGAUAUUCGUAUUAAGUUGAACUGUGGUAUACCAUUAUUUUUAUUCACAUUUUCCACAGAUUUAUCUACAUGGAUAAUUAUUUUAUUAUGUAUUGAAAGAGCGAUUUGUGUAUGGACACCAAUUAAAUUUAAACAAUGGUGUAAAUUAGACAAUGGUAUUACAGCACUUAUUCUAGUUGUCAUCAGUCUAAUAGGUGUUAACAUUCACUAUGUAUGGACUGUACAUGUAAAUGAUAAUUCAUGUGCACCGAAACAAGAAUAUAAAGCAUUUCAUUUAUAUUGGCCAUAUAUUGAUUUUGCCAUUUAUUCCUUUAUUCCAUUAACUUUUAUAUUACUAGUAAAUAUUAGUAUAGUAUGGAGAAUGAAAACUACCAGCGUAGCGGUGAAAAAUGCCCAGAAUACAACAUCAACAAUGAUGCCAACAGCGACAACUACAACAACAUCAAAUAGUUUGACACAUUCAAUAAUAAAAUCUACAGUACAAAAAGAGAAAUCUUCAACAAGUCGUGGACAAAGGUCUUCACGUGUACUAAGAACAGUUGUCUGUAUGACUAUCAGUCAUUUUGUUUUAACAAUGCCUAUAGUAUUCUUUUAUUUAUUUGAAUCAAGAUUCUGUAUUGAAAAUAGUCAAUGGUUAAAUGUCUGUGAUAUAAUUGAACGAAUGACAGUUAUACUACAAAUGAUAAAUCACAUGACACAUUUUUUCAUCUAUUCUUGUACAUCCAGUGUAUUUUUAUCAGAUUUGAACCGUUUAUGCAAACAUCAUCAAUUGAAAUGCUGUCAUUCAGUAAGUACAAUGAAUUUACGAUUAAUUAAUAAUUAUAAUGAUACAACUACUAUUGUUGUUACUGCUGCUCCUCUUCCUAAUUUUCCUACUUCUGUUGAUCAUUCAGUCAUUUGUUCAUCAUAAACAUUGCCAACUUUAUAAACUUAUGCCAAAACUAUUUAACAUCUAUGUCUUGUCAAACAAUGAAAAUUAACCAAAUACAAAUUCAUAUAUUUCGCUAUGGAACAAAUGAAAUCGUUUUAAUUCCAGACAAAAUGUAGUAACCUAAUGUAUGCAUUCAUUUCUACAAUGAAAUAUGCUUCAAAUUUAUUCUCCAUUCAUACAAACAAUUAAAUAUUCAUUAUCAUUUUAAAGGCUAAUUCACUAGCUUAUUCGCUGUCUAUUUUUGAUUACAAUUUAUUUCUCGAUUCACAUACCAAAUGGCGAGCUUGAUUAUUGAAAACCUUUGCAUUUGCAUAUAUAUGUACGAGUCACAAGCAGCUGACGAAAAAUCGACGAAAUAUAAUGGUCAUAUGUUAUCCUGCUCAAAUGGCUAUUCUAGAUCUUAUCCAUUAUUUUGUACUGAACUAGUUUUAAAAUCCAAGGCAGUUGUGAAUAUAAAAACUCAUAUGGGAGAGAUUAAAAAGAUCUUGAUACAUAGUAUGGUAAACUAGAUAUGUUUUUCAGAAAAUGUGCAACAAAAGACCUGAAGCAGAUAUGGAUCCGGUUUUGUUGGUUUUUUAGUGAGUACUUCUCUGUUGCUGAUAGGACCAAACUGUAAGGAAACAACUGGCAUUUCGACUCUUGUAUGAUUCCAUCAAUGCUGCUAGUAUUUUCAAUUUUGAGAUUACUGGCGUAUAGUGGCUAGCAGAAGAAUCAAGGAGACGCGAUUCACGCACAUCAUGCAAAUAUACAAUUCUGGAACAAAUCACCUAGCCAAUAAGUUUGACCAUACAGUCACAUUCACCUAAAAAUCGUAUGAUAUUUUAAUGCCACACGAUAAUCACUUACAUGGGUCAACCGACUUUAGCAUAACAUUCUUGGGUAACAACAUUCAUCGUGUUCAAGAAUGCAAAUCUUGUUCCAUUUAAUAUCAUGCGACUGUGAAACAUCUAAAAUUACUUCAUAUUAGAAGUUGUUAUGAUUUUUUAUUCAAUGAUUAUUGGAAUGAAUUUAUUUCCUAAUUAAACAAAUAUUACUC